Molecule: messenger RNA, 903 nt
Organism: Gavia stellata (red-throated loon)
Lineage: Eukaryota; Metazoa; Chordata; Aves; Gaviiformes; Gaviidae
Gene: HOXD9
Product: homeobox D9
Exons: 2
Coding region: 1-903 (300 amino acids)
Biological process (GO): anterior/posterior pattern specification; proximal/distal pattern formation; DNA-templated transcription
Cellular component (GO): nucleus
Molecular function (GO): DNA-binding transcription factor activity, RNA polymerase II-specific; RNA polymerase II cis-regulatory region sequence-specific DNA binding
Source: RefSeq, a predicted model, not a curated record
AUGUCGUCUAGUGGCACCAUAAGUAACUAUUAUGUCGAUUCUCUCAUAGGCCAUGAAAGCGAAGAAGUUUACGGGAGUAGAUUCGUCCAGGGAGGUCACAGUGCGACCUCCAGGCCAUCAGGUGUUGCAGAGGGUUCAGAUUUUUCCUCCUGUAGCUUUGCACCAAAAUCCACCGUGUUCUCCACCUCCUGGUCCACGGUUCACCCUCAGCCGUCUGCGGCAAUGACCGGGAUCUACCACCCCUACAUGCACCAGCCCCACUUAGGGGCAGCCGACGCCGGCCGCUACGUGCGCUCCUGGAUUGAGCCCUUCCCGGGCUUCCCGGGCGGCGGCGGCGGCGGCGGCAGCGGCGGCGGCGGCAGCGGCGGCUCCGCGUCCAGCUCCGGCUCCUCCAACGGGCGCCACUACGGGAUAAAGCCGGAGACGGGAGCAGCCGCCUCCUCGUCUUCCUCCUCCUCCUCCUCCUCCUCCAAAAGGACUGAGUGCUCCUCGUCCCGGGAUUCCCAGGGGAUCGGUGUGCCCGAGUACACGUGCAGCUCCUUCCUCCAGGAGCCCCGGGAGAAGGCGGCUGCCGGCAGCUCCAAGGACCCCGCCGCCUGCAGCCACAACCCCAGCCCGAGCAGCGAUCUGAAGGAGGAGAAACAGCAGCAACUUGACCCAAAUAACCCUGCAGCAAACUGGAUCCAUGCUCGUUCAACGAGGAAAAAGCGUUGUCCCUACACAAAGUAUCAAACUUUGGAACUGGAAAAGGAAUUUCUCUUUAACAUGUACCUCACACGAGACCGCCGUUACGAAGUAGCUAGGAUUUUAAAUCUCACAGAGAGACAGGUCAAAAUCUGGUUUCAGAACAGAAGAAUGAAAAUGAAAAAGAUGAACAAGGAGAAAGGCAAUAAAGGAGACUAA